AUGGAAACUUCAAUUCUAAACGAACAGGAUGACGAUGACAUAUAUAUUGUAGAAUUAUCACGUAGUGUCCAUGAACAUUAUGAACAAAGUGACUCUGAAGAUGAUGAAAAUUAUGACGUUCGAUAUGAAAACGCUCAAGAUGAAAUUCAAGAUAAUAGAGAUGGUCAUAAUUAUGGUCAAGAGCAUGUAGAUAAAAAGUUAGAUUGGGAUACAUUAUCCGGAGUAGUAGUUGAUGAUGUUCUUGCUGUUUUGUGGAUGGACAACGGUCCAGUAACCAUGCUGACCACCAUUCACGAAAUUACUGGAAAUGAAAAUAGAGUUGAAAGAGUUCGACGUCGACCCCGAGAAACUAGCACCAAUGCUACAAAAGUACGUGCAGUUUUUGGAACUGCUAGUAAAAAAGCUUUGCCAAUACCUUGUAUAAUUGAUGACUACAACCACCACAUGGGUGGAGUAGACAUAGCCGAUCAACUUCGCAGGUAUUAUGCCGUCCAAUUACCAAAUUUUCGAAUUCAUCUAGUAUGGGAAUUAAUUAAUGCAGGUAUGGAAGAAAAUGAUCGAACAAAAAAGCCAAAUACGCGAAGUCGGGUAGAAGAAUUAACACAUCAAUUUGAAAAUAUUGGUGUUAAUCUUCCAAAAACACAGUAUGUGACGAGUAAUUUCGAACUCUCCUUAUUAAGGCUAUCUCCGGAUGGACAUUUACCUGAAUGGAGAAAAGAAAGAA
This is a messenger RNA of Paraglomus brasilianum, 724 nucleotides long. The record is from the annotation of a GenBank genome assembly. NCBI's taxonomy places the organism in Eukaryota, Fungi, Glomeromycota, Glomeromycetes, Paraglomerales, Paraglomeraceae.